This is a messenger RNA of Henningerozyma blattae CBS 6284, 2262 nucleotides long. RefSeq names its product Ycx1p (gene YCX1). NCBI's taxonomy places the organism in Eukaryota, Fungi, Ascomycota, Saccharomycetes, Saccharomycetales, Saccharomycetaceae. Gene Ontology annotation, biological process: intracellular calcium ion homeostasis; monoatomic cation transport; transmembrane transport. Bases 1 to 2262 code for a protein of 753 amino acids. The record is from RefSeq and is a predicted model, not a curated record. Gene Ontology annotation, molecular function: monoatomic cation transmembrane transporter activity. The transcript has a single exon. Gene Ontology annotation, cellular component: membrane.
AUGACAAAACUAUCAAGAUGGAUUUUGGUAGUAAGUUGUUAUUUAGUGACCUUAAUCUUAUUUUAUUUUUCAUUUCAAUAUAAAUGGCUAGAACAAUACAUCAUUGAGCCAAUGAAAUUACUGCUAUGCUUCGCCGCAUUGGGGAUUAUUACAUCGAAUUUUCUCACUCCAAGUCUAUCUUAUAUUUCAAUAGAAAUAUUUCAUAUUUCUGACAAAGUAGCAGGCAUGACGUUGUUAGCGUUAGGAAAUGGUAUUCCAGAUAUCACAAGCACUUAUAAGGCAAUGAAUUCUGGUGCAGUCUCAUUAGCCAUUGGCCAAUUAAUUGGUGGUGUCUUCUUCCUUUGUACUGUUGUGUUUGGAAUGAUGGGUCUAGUAAGAACCAUUGAAUUAAAACCCACUGAAUGGCUAAAGGAAAAUGAAGGAGUAGAAGAGGCGAUAGAAUCUUCAUCUUCUAAUUUCAAUAGUGGUCAUAAUAAUGAUGUAUUACUAUACUCAAGAGAAUAUUUUAUUUCAGAUAUAUUGGCAUUUUUAUUAGUGCUAAUUUUACCUUUAUAUUUUUUAUCAGAUGGUCAUUUAAGAUUGUAUGAAUGCAUUAUAAUGGUCUUGGAAUAUUGCCUUUUCAUGAUAUAUAUUCUUUGGCGAAAUAGGAAACAAACAACCAUAGAAUCUGAGGAAGAAUCAGAAACUUUCCAAAGAACCAUCUCGACAACAGGCGAAGAUUUUGGCUUGGAAGCCAUUAUCAGUAAUAAUAGAAAUCAAGAUGACCUAUCUUUAUUAAAUUUAGCAACUUUCAAUAAUGGGAUUAUUCAAAGAAGAAAACAGAUACGCCAACGGAUAAGACAUUAUUUUCGAUAUAAAUACAACGGCUGGUUUAAAAUAUCAUUAAGAGAUUGUUUGGAUGUUUGGGAAAAUCAAAAAAUCUUUGAUUCUUCGCAGAAUAAUGACAUUAUUACAUCCACUAGUAAUCUUGAAACAAACAAUACAAACAUUCCAGAUAAUCAUUUAACUCCAACUAAUAUUCUAGAUGAAAAUAGACCUCUAAUACCGAAGAGGAAAAAUACUAUAUCAUCUUUAGGAGAUGAGCCAUUACCAAAUUUUAUUAUUUCUCAACCAAGUGAUGAGAAUUUAGAUUCAAUUAAAAUUCGUAAUAAUAGGAAACAUUCAUUGAAUACGAUACAUAAUACUGCAAAAGAUAAUACUAAAAAUUUUGAUGAUGAUAUUAUUGGACCUUAUUAUAAUAAUAACAAUAAAACAAAAUCUUUAAGUUGUGAUCAUCUGCCGGAUAUUUCUACUGGCUACCAAAGUCUUCCAAGAAGCAGAUCAAAUUCUGUUAACAAUCAACGAUCUUCAAUGAUUUAUGACCCCUUUGACAAUGUAGCAGAAGAAUCUGUUGCAUUAUAUACCAUGGACAACCAUUGGCUAAGUAAAUGGAGAAUUUAUCAACUUUUACAUCACGAAGAUUCUUUCUCUUCAAAAUUUGAUAUUGCAACAAUUAUUUUUACUACACCAAUCGUAAUUUUAUUAACCUUAUUGAUCCCACAACCCAUGCAAGAGGAGAUCCCAACAAACUUUAAAUUACAUCAAACGUUACAAAUCUCAAUAGCACCAUGUAUAAUUGAGUAUUUACAUUCGUAUUCCAUUUCAUUCACAACAAUAAUGAUGACAUUAAUCAUACUCCUUAUGCUAUUUGCCAUUCAUUUAACUAAUUUCAUCAUUGUUUUGCAAUAUAAAACAAGUAUCCAAUCUUUUUGUGGUUUUAUUCUUUCAUUAUUUACAAUUUCAUAUUGUGUUGAAAUUGUUGUUGAUACUUUAACAAAUUGGACCGACCAAUAUAAUUUUUCUGAAACUAUUUUAGGCCUUACAAUAUUUGCAUGGGGUAAUUCUAUUGGCGAUUUGGUUUCAAACGUUACUUUCUUCAAGAUUGGUAUCCUUGAUGUUGCUAUUGGAGCAUGCCUGGGUAGUCCAUUACUAUAUUUUGUAUUUGGUAUUGGCAUUGAUGGAAUUUUAUUAAUUCUGGGUAAUUUUUCAAAUAAUAUCCAAUCCACUGGUAACAUUUCAAAAUCUAUUUUCUACAAAUCAAUAGAUUUCAAAUUUGACUCACAUUUAAUAUUAUGCUCCAUUGGGUUUAUUUUAGCGUGUUUGAUAUUACUUAUAGCCAUUCCAUUAAAUAAUUGGAAAAUUGAUAAAAAAACGAGUUAUCUAUUAUUAUCAUUAUACAUAUUAAUACUAGGGGCUAAUAUUUAUCUGGAUCAAGAAAAAUGA